Molecule: messenger RNA, 858 nt
Organism: Caenorhabditis briggsae
Lineage: Eukaryota; Metazoa; Nematoda; Chromadorea; Rhabditida; Rhabditidae
Exons: 5
Coding region: 1-858 (285 amino acids)
Biological process (GO): regulation of DNA-templated transcription
Molecular function (GO): DNA binding
Source: RefSeq, a predicted model, not a curated record
AUGGAAACAGAGAAAGUUCAGAAGUGGAGAAGCGUCAGAAAUCCUAGUAAAGUUAUUCAAUCUUACUACUUGGAAGGCAAUUUUUACCAUUACGACAACAUUGAAGAGUUGGCAAAUCUUGCUGAAUGUUCCCAUAAAAAUGUUCGAGAUACUCUUUCACGUUUAAGAAAAAGAGACGAGAGGGAUGGAAAAUAUGUACCUCCGCCACCUCGUCAGCAAUACGAGUUCACAGAUGAGCAGCGAAGAAUUCUUGAAGAUACGUUUGCUUUUGGAGAAAACUCACUACCUGGAAGAUGGACGCCUGAACUCACAAGAGAAAUGAGUGGUAAAACCGGUUUAACAAUAAAGCAAGUAAACAACUGGCUAUGUAAUCAACGCCGGAAGCAAGAUGGUAGAGGCAAUGAGAAAGACAGAAAAAGAAGACUGAUAAUGAGAGAAGAACAACUUAGAAAAGGAAUAUCUAGAAGCAGCGUGUUUUCUCAAAGUCAAUUGAAGUUGUUCGAGCAAUAUCAUUUCAAAGCAGAGCUUGCCGAGAUUGGAGGAAGCUCAUUCAAAAUACCAUAUGGAGAUCUUGUUGUGCAAACUGGACAGGACAGAAAAAAGAUCAGAGACUGGUUUUCGAAAAGAAAAUCGAAAGACAGAAAGUUUGCUGAAACAAUGAAGAAUACGUUGGUUGAGAAUGAAGUGAACGUUCCUUUUGAAACCAAUACGGGUCCAAAUUUGGAAACGGUGGGUUAUGAUGAAACGAGUGCUAGUAAAUUUUUUGUUAAUUCGAUUACAAAUCAACCGCCAAAUGAGUUACAUCAGUCGUUAUCCAAAAUUCUUAGCAGUUUUGUUUUUCCGGAAGAUCGAGUGUGA